Molecule: messenger RNA, 2175 nt
Organism: Cylicocyclus nassatus
Lineage: Eukaryota; Metazoa; Nematoda; Chromadorea; Rhabditida; Strongylidae
Source: the annotation of a GenBank genome assembly
AUGCCCCUAGGAAAAAUCAAAUGGGCGCCAUUGGAGAAGCCUUGGACCGAGUUGGUAGCAAAUUAUUGCGCUUUUGUAGCAAGGCAUCCAUGGCCUUUCAUCAUUGGACCGUGUAUACUAACAGCAAUAUUGUCAGUCGGAAUAUUUCUUAAUUUCAAUAUCGUCCGAGGAGUUUACUAUCUUUACUCACCGCUCGACGCACGAUGGAAAGCAGAAGAGGCUGUUUUUGGAGAAAACUGGGCAUCCGAUGAUGAGCACUUCUACCCAGGAAAAGAUUUACUCCGUCGUCGAGGCCUUUACCUUAUCGUGCAAGCGAAUGAUGGAGGUAAUGUGCUGAGAAAGCAGUAUGCAGCACAGUUUCUAGAGACGCUAAAAUGGGUGACAACAGCUAGGUUUAUGUCAUCGGAAGGGAAGCACUUUUCUUAUUCUGAUAUUUGCCUGCAUUUUCAGAACGAAUGUUUUUCCAACACACACGCAAAACUUAUCGCUGAUGUGUACUCCAAAGGAGAUCAGGACCAUUUCAACAUGACGUACCCUCUCUACCAUACAAGAUUUGCUACUGAGCCGAUAGAUGUAUCGCGAACCCUCGGUGGUGUCACAGUUCGAGGUGAUCGUGUCGUUUCGGCUAAGGCAUGGCUAGUUUUGUUCCAGCUGAAGCAUCACCAGCCAAGCACCGAGAAACUCAGCGCAGACUUCGAAAAUGCCAUUGUUCGAGCGAUAGAGGGUGGCGCGGCUCCAGGAAGACUAUUGAACAUAUAUUAUUUCCAUUCCGAUACUUUUGAGCAGGAAUUGGCAAAUGAAAACAAGAGAAUUACACCGAAAUUUUCCAUCACAUUCUCCGUCCUCAUACUGUUUUCGAUACUUUGCACAUUCAACCUGAAAUGGAUCUCGUUACCAUCUGGCGUAUUCGCUUUUUCGAACGAGGAUACGAAGAUUCCUGUAGUGGACUGGGUGCUCAGCAAGCCUUUUAUGGGAAUAGUUGGAGUCGUUUCCGCCUUGAUGGCUAUCAUUUCUUCUACGGGACUAUUACUACUGCUAGGAGUAACUUUCGUAGACAUGUGUACUGUUAUGCCAUUUCUUAGUCUGACAAUCGGCAUCGAUGAUUCUUUCCUGAUGUUGGCUGCAUGGCAUGAGACUUCUCGUCACCUUUCUGUCGUGAAUCGUGUGAGGACCUCGAUGAAGCAUGCUGCUGUCUCCAUCAGUAUCACAACCUUAACAGAUGCCCUGGCAUUUCUCAUCGGAGCCAUUGCACCUCUUCCAGCGGUGAAAUAUUUCUGCUUCUACUCCUGUGCAGCUGUAGUUUUCAUCUUCAUCUAUUGCUUGACGAUGUUUGUUGCAUUCCUUGCCUUACAAGGCAGGCUAGAGGCUAACGGACUGAACUCGACGCUGAUGACUCCUGUGAAAGAUUUGUCAAGACCAGAUAUUUUCAAAUUUGAUGAUCCCAAUAUGAGUAGGGAGGAAAGGCUUUUCAAUCAAAGAGACAAAGUGCUCGAUCCUCUUCCAGAGAAACUGACAAUGAUGGAUCUUGCUUUCCAUAUGGGAUCUGUAAUAGAUGAUGUACCAGAUGUGGCAUGCAUAAAUAACAAUGACAUCAAACAGAGAUCUAAUUAUAAUCAGGAAGAUACAAAGGAAAUAGAUGGACGAAUGUGGUAUCAGCGUUUCUUCGAGGAUUACUACGCUCCAUUUAUCACUCAAAAAUUGAUGGUGGCAUUUUCUGUAGUACUUUUCUGUUCCUAUGUAGCCGCCGCCGUAGUAGGAUGUCAAAAAGUUGUCGUAGGAUUUGAUCUCAUGAAUAUUGUACUUGCUGAGUCGAGACCUCGCCGAUUCCUCGAACUGCGCAAAAAGUUCUUUCCGGAAGAUUUUUCAAGAGAGCUCUGUGACAGUCAUCCACAGUAUGGUCUAAGUACCUAUACUCCGUUAUGGAAUCUAGCUGAUCAGUACGAAAUCAUGUGGCCCCAAACUUUGCAGGACCUCUACAUAUCCGUUGCUGUCAUGCUCUGUGUGGCCGUGCUAUUUAUUCCACAACCACUUUGUGCUCCUCUGAUAGGCUUAUCCAUCGCUUCUGUAGCACUUGGAGUGCUUGGCAUCAUGCCAUUUAUUGGGGUAAAUUUAGAUGCGACGUCAAUGAUAACUAUUGCAAUGAGUGUUGGAUUCUCUGUUGGUGGGUAUUUCUAG